AUGAGUGGCCAAAAAGUUCUUCCCUCUCGAAUGACAUUUCAAACGACGAAGACCAGGCUCAAAGGCGCGAGCACUGGUCACAAGCUGCUCAAGAAGAAGUCAGAUGCGUUGACAGUCAGGAUUCGUCAGAUUCUUAAACAAAUUGUGGAGAACAAGAACCUCAUGGGAGCAGCUCUGAAAGAGGCGAACUUCUCUCUAGCUGGCGUGUACUACUCAGGCGGAGAUGAUAUCAAGUAUCAGAUCCUCCAGAACGUCAGCAGCAAGGCUGGAUCGAGGGUUGCGAUGAAGGUGGAUAACGUAGCAGGCGUGAAGAUACCUGUCUUCGAGAAGAAUGAAGGAGAGAUGAAGUCAGCAGAUCUAACGGGUCUCGCACGAGGAGGGCAGAAGUUAGAAGAGAGCAGGACAAGCUUCAAGAAGGCUCUGGAUGCCCUCAUCGUCUUGGCCUCCUUGCAAACUGCCUUCGUGGCCUUGGACGAGGCCCAGAAGAUCACCAAUCGUCGUGUGAAUGCCUUGGAGUAUGUCGUUAUCCCCCGUCUUGAGGAAACGGUUCGUUACAUCGCGACAGAGCUCGACGAGCUUGAGCGCGAGGAGUUCGUGAGGCUCAAGAAGGUUCAGGCCUACAAGAAGAAGCGCAUUGAGGAAGAGGAGGAGAAGCUCAAGGAGCUCAAGUCUGCCGGAAAGUUGCCCGACGAGGUCCCCAGCCUGAUCGGCAAGCCAGCAGAUCCCGACGAUCUCUUCUCAUGAGGUGCCGGGGGGAAACGCGAGGG
This is a messenger RNA of Guillardia theta CCMP2712, 767 nucleotides long. RefSeq lists its product as hypothetical. Lineage: Eukaryota; Cryptophyceae; Pyrenomonadales; Geminigeraceae. Gene Ontology annotation, molecular function: proton-transporting ATPase activity, rotational mechanism. Bases 1 to 744 code for a protein of 247 amino acids. The transcript is spliced from 9 exons. Gene Ontology annotation, cellular component: proton-transporting V-type ATPase complex; vacuolar membrane. The record is from RefSeq and is a predicted model, not a curated record.